Messenger RNA from Osmerus eperlanus (European smelt), 6618 nucleotides. RefSeq names its product NHS-like 1b (gene nhsl1b). Gene Ontology annotation, biological process: cell differentiation. The record is from RefSeq and is a predicted model, not a curated record. NCBI's taxonomy places the organism in Eukaryota, Metazoa, Chordata, Actinopteri, Osmeriformes, Osmeridae. Bases 412 to 5526 code for a protein of 1704 amino acids. The transcript has 8 exons.
AGUGCAAAUUCUUUAUGGGUAGCCAAAUCCAGUCCUGAUUUUCCAUUGAGCCGCAGCUCCAUUCAAGCGAGAGUCAGGUAAACUUUUUCUCCACAUCCCAAGGACGGUCUGUCGGAAUCCAGUUCCAGUUGCUACAGGUGGUUCCCCUCCAUGUUUUAUAUCUACUUUUCUACUUUUUCUUCUGGGCGAGCGGUGUUUUUCUGCUGGUGUAGUUGAAUAUGAAUAGACUUUGGAGCAACGACUCGAGUAGCCUACAUCUGAAAUCGCAUCCUUUGAAAAAUAUGGCGGGAUAUAAAGAUCAUGUAGGUUCCCAAACAAAAACAAGGUCAAAACUGUUUGUUGGAUUUUAAUGUAGGCUAUAAAGGUACGAAUAGCCGUUUUGCGUUACAACCUCGCUGGAUAUCGUUAAAAAUGCCUUUCCACCAAAGAACCGUGGAGCCGCGGCGCGUGAGUAGGUUGCCCCGAAGGGAUGGGACACCCGGUGAAGAUGUGGGCUACGUCGUGCUGGAUGGGCGCAAACUUAAGAAAAAUGUUCUUUUUUCGUCUUUGGAUGACGUUUGCUGUCAUACAAUGAUUAAUAUAAUUCAUCAACUUUCCGACCUAUCGAGAAAUGCAAGCGACAUAUUCCUUGGGAUUGAAAUGGAAGCUGGAAUGGUGUUUCAAAGGUCCUGCAGGAUUCAACAACGCCUGGAAACUUUACAGAAUACAGUCUGCAAGUUCGACCACAAGAAAAUCAAAAUCCCGGUGUCUAACCUGGAUGAGGAGAGCAAGUGGACGGUCCACUACACGGCCCCCUGGCACCAGCAGGAGAACGUGUUCCUGCCCGGCAGCCGACCGCCAUGCGUGGAGGACCUGCACCGCCAGGCCAAGGUCAACCUCAAGACCGCGCUGAGAGAGUGUGACAAGCUGAGAAAGGAUGGUUUCAGGAGCUCCCAGUACUACUCCCAGGGCCCCACCUUCGCUGGGCCUGAGCCCCCCCACAGCGCCCUGCAGGACGACGAGGACGACAAGAAGUCCACGGCUUCGUCGGCGGAGGACGACAAGUCCCUCCUCUGCAUGACGCCUCAGACCCCCCUGGAAGGGGAGGGGCCGGAGGCUGACGGACAGGUGGUGUGGACCAAGGCCCCGCCCCUUCCCACACCCGAGGAGAAGAUGAGACAGGUGGCCCAGGCCGUGCCCACAGACAUCAUCCCCAUCAACGUCACAGGGGCAACGUUUGACCGGCAGGCCAGCAUCCGCCGCUCCCUUAUUAACACUGACACGAUCUCCCGCCGGCCCAAGAAGGUCAAACGCAGAAAGACUAUUUCAGGGGUGCCCGACAACGUCAACCUGGAACUAGCGGCGAAAGGGAGAGGCGGCGAGCUCCGGCCGCAUUCCAUGUUCAUCCCGGGACAGUACUCGACGCUGGGACGGGUCGGGAGCGUCAACUCCUCGCUCCGCCGCUCCGACACCCGGGAGUCGGGCUGCCAGACCGAGGAGGUGAAGAUCGUCCCUCCGUCCAUGCGGAGGAUCCGCGCUCAGAGAGGACAGGGCAUCGCCGCCCAGAUGGCCGGGAUUUCCACUUCCUCUUCGACAGGAAAUAUGUCUAUCUCCAGCGGGGACAUCUCGGGGGUGCUGGUCCUGCCCCCCCAUCUGAACGGAGAUGCCCAGAGGUUUCACAGCCUCCCCCGCCCAGGCGCCAGGGUCUCUUUAAGCGCCGACCCCAUCUACAGUAGCACUCCCAUCAGGCCGGAGGUCCACACUGCACCCCAGAGGCAGAUUGGCAAGCUCCAGGUGGACGACACCGUGGUCCAUCUGAGGAAUGCCCCCAGGACAGGCACUCUUCCCCGGCCACGGUCCCAGGAGGUAAGGGGGUCCCAGACAGGGGAGUGGGGAGGGGGUCCAGCCUGCAUGGUGUCCCCCCACGCCGCCUACUCCACCUCCGUUAUCCCCAAUGCCACCAUGUCCUGCUCAGCCGAGGUCAUCACCCUCCGCCACUCCCCCGGCCAGCCCACCCAGUCCCCCGGCCCCAGGCCUCUCAGCCUGGCCUCCAACGCUGACUCUCUGGCCUCCACCCACAGCACCACCUGCCCAGUCCUCGCCCCCGCCACCCCCAGCGAAUCAGGACGCUCCGACAGCAGCAUGCACAGCGCCAGCACCGUUGCGGCCACGCCCCCGCCCUCGGCCGACGACCAGUGGAUCUACGACACGCCCGAGAACGUGGUCACGCCUCGCCGCCCUCUGACCUCCAGCUGCUCCACCCCCAUCAACCACCUGUACAGUAGCUUGGAGCGCUCGUCUCGUACCACCACCACCACCGACUCCAGCUCCCUCUACUCCCAGGACAACGAUGGCUACUACACCUCCAUGCACCUGGACUCCGGCCUGCGCUCGCGGAACCACGGCAGCGGCCAGGGUCACGGGCUCGCCGGCGGCCGGGCUAGCAGGCACAGCAUGUACGAGUGCCGCGAGCUAGCCCACCAGGACGACGGAGGCAGUCUGUACAGUGACCGCUCGCUCUCUCGCAGCAUCUCCCUGCGCAAGGCCAAGAAGCCGCCGCUGCCCCCGGCCCGCACCGACUCCCUCAGACGCAAGCCAGGCGGCAAGAAGCCACUGGGCAGCGUCAGCGCCAUUAGCGGAGUUGGCGCGGGAACGAACAGCGCGGUGCUGAACGAGACGCUAAUCGCUAGCCUGCAGCAGAGCCUCCAGAUGGGGCUCCGGGGGGGGAAGGGCAAGGGAGCGUCCCCCUCGCACAGCCCCUGCAGUGACUACGACGACCCCUGGGUCCUCCGCCCGCGGAGUCAGAGCAGCGUGAGCGUCGCCAGCUCGGCAGCCUCGCUAGCGGCUAACGCUAACGGGGCCGCGGUGGCUAACGUCUACUCCCUCUGCCACGUGACGCCAGCCCACAGCGACACAAGCAGCCUGCGCUCCGACUACGCAGAGUCCUGGAUGUACUACAUGGACUACCCCCGUAACCACGGAGAGCAGGGGCCGCACUCCCCCUCCAGGCACGCGACCGCGGCGGCAAACAGCGCCCACCCAGGGGCUCUUCAGAACGGAGGCGUGGGUGUCCACAACCACAGCAGCAGCCAGGGCUCAGCAGCUCCAGGCCAGGAGGGAGGAGUGGCGGUCAAGCCCAAAACCACCACUUCGUCCCCGGACCGGGUUCACCGGCUGACCUCGCCAUCCAGCGGCUACUCCAGCCAGUCCAACACCCCCACAGCAGGCACGCCCGUGCCCUCCUUCAUGAGGUCCACGUCCCCGUCCGGGGGGCGGCCCAAGCCCAAAGUGCCUGAGCGCAAGUCCUCGCUCCUCUCCUCCGUGUCCAUCUCCUCGUCCUCCACCUCCCUCUCCUCCAACGCCUCCGACUCUCUCAAAAACUCCGGCCCAGCCCCCCCGCCCCCUCCGCCCCUGCCACUCUCCUCCGCACCCCAGACCCCCAUCUCCCCGCCCCCGUCUUUCCCCCCCCCUCUCCCCCCUUACUGUAGCCCCGGCUCCCCCCCUCUGCCCCCCGCGCCUCCGCUGCCCAUGACCCCCGAAGGCACCCCGAUGAGCCCCCCUCCCUACUCCACGUCUCCAGACUUCCCUCCCCCUCCCCCCCCAGAGGCCCUCAUGCGCCCGAGUAUCUCCUUCAACGGCUGUCCCCCCAACCAGCCCCCGCCUCCCUUCGCCUCCCUGGCCCCCUGCCCUCCUCCCCCUCCCCCUCCUCCCCCGGCCCCAGCUCCGGCUGCACCCACCGCCACCCCCUUCAGCCUGAAAGCAGCGAAGGAUGCUCUCAGACCUGCCAGACCGGCCAGCACCGCCGGCGCCACCAGCCCCGUCAAGGAGGCCGGCAAGCUCUCCAAGCCGCUGGUCACCCCCUUCGCCCUUCAGAGUGUCCAGCUGCGCUCAGUCAGGAAGCCAGAGCAGCUGGUCAGCAGCCCAGAUCAGCCCAGCGCUGAGAGGGCAGGAGGGGAGAACAUCUGGACCCAGAAGCCCUCGACUCCAGAGAAGUGUAGGAGACCACAACUGCCCUCUGUCCUCCCCCUGCUCAACUGUUCUUCUCCCGAAGAAAACACCCACAAGUCGCCGUCCGCGUCUCCUGUCACAAAGCUCUUUGAGGAGCUGUCCCUGAACCGCAGUAACACCGAGGUGCAGCCAGAGGACGCUACCCUCAAUGGUAAACACCAGGAGCCCAGUCACUGCCUCUCAAAUGGCACAACCGACGACCAGGACAGCCAGCAGUCCCGUUUCCAGAGCCCUCCGGAGACCCCCAAAAGCUCCACUCCAAAACAGAAGCCCCCCACCAUCUCCAAGAAACCCAAAUUCUCCCUGCUUGGCCCCCUACUGGCUCCCAAGCCUGUUCCUGAGGAGAGUCCCCUUCCCACCCCCAGCACAGGAAGCCUUCUGGAGGGGACCCGCACCCCUUCUCCCAUAACAGGGGACCAGGUAGAUGCUGGAGAGAGACAAAAAGAGGAAGAAACAAAGGGAAGUGAGGCAGGGGAAAGGGUGGAGGAGGAGGAGGAGGAGGAGGAGUUGGAGGAGGAGGAGGAGGAAGACAAUGACAAGGAGGAGGAUCAAGCCUCCGGAAGUUCAGAGGCUCUGACAGAUAACAGUGAGCCUACAGAGCCGCAGGAAGAGACCCAGUCCCAGGACUUCCUUCCCCAGGAGACGAGCUCCGACCAGGGGCAAGGAGACGACGCAAAUGCCGGAGGGGAGGAGGACGAGGACGAGGACUGCGCCAGCAGCACCACAGGGUCGGUCAGCUCCAGGGAUGAUGACAACGGUGAAGUGUUUGACCCCAGAACGGCUGACUCUCCACUGGCCCCCACCACGAACGGGGUCCGCCCGGGGGACAUGGUGACCCCCGCACGCCCACGCACCACUGAGGACCUCUUCGCAGCCAUCCACAGGUCCAAAAGGAAGGUUUUGGGUCGUAAGGAGUCGUCAGAGGACGACAAGUCCCAGGGCCACACCCCGUCUCCCCCCGUCACCCCCACGGGGAUGACCUCCCCCAGCCUGGCCGCCUCCCUCCCCCGCCCGUCGGGCUCCAUCCAGAGGAACCUGCGCAAGUCGGCCACCAGCAGCGACACGUUCAAGGCCCUGCUCCUGAAGAAGGGCAGCCGCUCCGAGACCAGCUUCCGCAUGUCCGCCGCCGAGAUGCUGCGCUCCACCGACCCGCGCUUCCAGCGCACGCGCUCCGAGUCCUCGCUGGACCCGCCCUCCUCGCCCACCAGCCCGCUCAGCCCCUGCGGCUCGCCGGGCCGCGGCAAAAGGGCAGCGGAGGAGUGGCACCGCGGCGAGGGCCUCGCCCUCUCCGCGCCCUCGUCCCCCUCCUCGCCCAUGUCCUUCGGCGGGAUGAGGUACGGACGCUCGCGCACGCCGCCCUCCGCCGCCAGCAGCAAGUACAACGCCCGCAACCGGCUCCUCAGCAGCCCCAUGACGGUGAUCUGCGAGCGCGAGGGCGAGCUGGCCGAGAGCGAGUACGCGGACAGUCCGGCCUGCCGGCUCAGCCCCCUGCUGCACAACUCCUACAACGGCACUUUAUCUGAGGAGGGCAGCAGUUAGAGGGCAGGCCCCCGCCGCCCCACAUCUGGGGAUCUGAACUCAUUCGCUGUCGAGUGGGAGGGGGAGGAGCCGAAGGGGGGGGGGCCUCUCCUCAGACUGUGAAGCCCUUGCGCCCGCCCUGCCUGGUUCCAAGUCCAGUCGGGUUCUGGACCUGUGGACGCGGACCUUAGAGGCCCAGGAGCCCUCAGAAACUGGGCCGGGGCUGGACUCAAGUCUGAAGUGGAGGCCAGUUCAACUGCAGCUUUUUUCCGCUACUUUGUGUUUCCGUUGGGGUCCCUACAAUUUCAUUUCCGCUUCUUUUCAUCGCUCCUUUGUGUUACAAACAGUAAUCGUAGCCCUUCUCCAAAGCCUGGGGUUCUUGGUUGGUUUUCACCUUUUGAUUUUGUUCUCCUGUUAGAGAUGUGGUGGUUCUGCUGAGUGAAUGCAGGUGGUCCUUUAGGUUUUAGAAGGUUUCUCCAAGGACUGGGACAAAGCGAAAGUGAAAUGAAGGACUUUUCUUUGUUUUCGCUGCAGUGGUGCUCUUAGCUUGGCAGUCAGACAGAGUGGUCAGUCAUUUGAAAGUGUACUAAGGGGCUUGCUGUAAAAAAGCCUUGUAGUUCUGCUCAUUGCUUCUGUCAGCUUAGCUCUAGAGUGUUCUAGAACGCCAUGGCUUGCCAGUCUACUGUAGAAGGUAGAAGAUUUUUAAAACACUGGGCGGAACGCAACGGUACAUCAGCAAGGGUUCCAGGAAACUGCUCCAGCUACAGUCCUCAUCAGGUUUCAACACGUUGAAGUUAAGUUUGCAGGUCUGCAGUUCUUCAGUGGUCAACGGAAAGUGCAGAGGGGCUAAGAGUGGCACUGGGGGUGGACAGGUGAAGGCACACAAGGACAGCGGCUGGGCCUGCAUUGACACAGACAAACGUUGCAUUUUCAGUGAAGGUUUGGAAAACCUUUGGUGUUUGAAUUUUUAGUUUGUAGAUUUUGCACUGUCUAUUUGUGUUCUUCUUUCUCUGUUUGUUGUGAUAUUUUAAAAACCAUGUGUUAGAAAUUGUUUUAUUAAGGCUGUCUUAAGUCAACCAUUUGGAAAUUAAGAAGGAAAAGUAAACAGAAAAU